CUUCCUCCGCCGCCGGCAUGAGCGUGGUGGAGCACGUACGGGAGAUGGCCUCCGCCGGGCUCCACUCGAACGUGCGGCUCCUCAGCGGGCUUCUCCUAACGAUGAGCGGCAACAACCCGGAGCUGUUUUCACCAUCUCAGAAGUACCAACUCCUUGUAUACCACGCAGACUCUCUUUUCCACGAUAAAGAAUAUAGAAAUGCUGUCAGCAAGUAUACGAUGGCUUUGCAGCAGAAGAAAGCAUUGAGUAAAACCUCAAAAGUAAGGCCUUCUACUGGGAAUGCUGCAUCAGCUCCCCAGAGCCAGUGUUUACCAUCUGAAAUUGAAGUAAAAUAUAAAAUGGCUGAAUGUUACACGAUGCUGAAGCAAGAUAAAGAUGCCAUUGCCAUUCUGGAUGGGAUUCCUUCCAGACAGAGGACCCCAAAGAUCAAUAUGAUGCUGGCAAAUCUAUACAAGAAAGCAGGUCAGGAACGUUCAUCUGUUACGAGCUACAAGGAAGUACUGAGGCAGUGCCCAUUAGCACUUGAUGCCAUACUAGGUUUGCUCUCGCUGUCGGUAAAAGGUGCAGAAGUGGCCUCCAUGACAAUAAAUAUCAUUCAGAGCAUUCCAAACUUGGACUGGCUUUCAGUGUGGAUCAAGGCAUAUGCUUUUGUGCACACUGGAGAUAACACUAGAGCAAUCAAUACAAUUUGCUCUUUAGAGAAAAAGUCGUUGCUGAGGGAUAAUGUAGACCUACUGGGGAGCUUAGCAGACCUGUAUUUCAGAGCUGGAGAUAAUAAAAACUCUAUUCUAAAAUUUGAACAAGCUCAAAUGCUGGAUCCUUACCUAAUAAAAGGAAUGGAUGUGUACGGCUAUUUGUUGGCACGGGAAGGUCGACUGGAGGAUGUGGAAAACUUGGGCUGCCGUCUCUUCAAUAUUUCAGAUCAACAUGCAGAACCCUGGGUGGUGUCAGGGUGUCAUAGUUUUUAUAGUAAACGAUACUCCCGUGCCUUAUAUUUAGGAGCCAAAGCUAUCCAGCUUAAUAGCAACAGCGUUCAGGCUCUGUUGCUGAAGGGAGCUGCCCUCAGGAACAUGGGCCGAGUGCAGGAAGCAAUCAUACACUUCCGUGAAGCGAUACGGCUUGCGCCUUGCAGGUUGGAUUGCUAUGAGGGUCUCAUUGAAUGUUACCUAGCAUCUAACAGUAUCCGGGAAGCUAUGGUUAUGGCAAAUAACGUGUAUAAAACUCUGGGAGCAAAUGCACAGACACUCACUCUGUUAGCAACAGUCUGCCUUGAAGACCCAGUCACACAGGAGAAAGCAAAAACAUUACUGGACAAAGCACUGACACAAAGACCUGAUUACAUCAAAGCUGUGGUAAAGAAAGCCGAACUUCUAAGUAGAGAGCAAAAGUAUGAAGAUGGAAUUGCUUUGCUGAGGAAUGCGUUGGCUAAUCAGAGUGACUGCGUUCUGCAUCGAAUACUGGGGGACUUCCUUGUAGCUGUCAACGAGUACCAGGAAGCAAUGGACCAGUACAGCAUCGCCCUAAGCUUGGAUCCAAAUGAUCAGAAAUCACUAGAAGGAAUGCAGAAAAUGGAAAAAGAGGAAAGUCCAACAGAUGCAACCCAGGAAGAAGACGUGGAUGAUAUGGAGGGAAGUGGAGAAGAGGGGGACUUGGAAGGCAGUGACAGCGAGGCAGCCCAGUGGGCAGAUCAGGAGCAGUGGUUUGGUAUGCAGUGAUGGCUGCUCUUCCCAGUGGUCAGUUUGGCACAUGAACACACCACUAGGGCCAUUCCUUUCUGAACUCUGAUAUUUGCAGGAGCAGAAGACUUUUCCUUUUUUAUCUUUUUCUUUUUUUUUUUUUUUUUUUU
Molecule: messenger RNA, 1846 nt
Organism: Tympanuchus pallidicinctus (lesser prairie-chicken)
Lineage: Eukaryota; Metazoa; Chordata; Aves; Galliformes; Phasianidae
Gene: ANAPC7
Product: anaphase promoting complex subunit 7
Exons: 11
Coding region: 18-1715 (565 amino acids)
Biological process (GO): cell division
Molecular function (GO): protein binding
Source: RefSeq, a predicted model, not a curated record